CUCAUGGAUGGAGGCGCAAGGAAACUGCUCGAGACCGUCACUUUCGAGACUCUUCAUGCCAACAACUUCUCUCGCUCGUCAACACAGGCCAGCCAGGUCCUCACAGAUCUCCUUGUGCGCUAUCUCGCGCUCCUGACGACUACAUGCGCCAAGUACGCACAACACGCCGGCAGGCUCAGUCUCUCCGUUCGCGACGCGGUCUCUGCGCUCGACGAACUCGGUGUCGGUGUGGACGAACUCAGUCAAUACUACGCGACAGAUGGGAGGGAUCUAUCGCGGUAUGCCAUCCACACAGCGAGGAGAAUGGAAGACCUGGGCGAAUUCAGAGCCGCGCUCGCGACUGGCCUACGGGUAGACCGCGACGACGCGAUAUCAUUGUUCUACGGACGCGUUCCCAGCCCAAUGUUAUCAGAAGAAGAGUAUGAGGAUGAAGAGUUGGGUGAGAGCGAGGAGGACAAGGAACAGGAGGAAUCGACGGAGGCCCCUGAAUUAUCAUCUGAAGGUCGUACACAGGAAGACGCGAUGUCAUUGAAACGCAAAGCUGAUGACUCUACAAUACCGCCACUCUCAUCACCGAAAUUACCACCGUCUCCAAUUUCCAACCCUUCUACCCCUCCUCGCAAACGACCACGAACAGCCAGCUGGAGACCGCCAUCAUAUGUGCCUGACCAUCUUCCUCCUUUCCCCACCAACUCUCCUGCACAUUCUCCUUCGCCUGCGCCACUUGAUCUUGCUGUGGUCCCGAAUCCCAUCAAGGUCGAACGCCUUGCGACGCCGCCUCCUUCGCAGAUAACGCAGUCUGCAUCAUCCGCUGAUUACCUCACUACUGUCCCAUAUGAGCAAUCCACACUUGCUUCGUUGCCAUCGUGGCAUCUCCCAACCACGCCUUCUAGCCCUCCUACGAAUGGUAUGCAAACUCAGUCACGCUUGCCGACGCCACAAGUCCAGCCUGCCCUUCUGGGAGCAUACCACCAUGUCUUAACGCAUCCGCCGCCACCGCUGGUCACCUCUGUCAAUCCUGCACGAUACAGAGUCGCGCUCGGAUUCCUAGCGCAGGCAGAAGCCCAACCACGGUGGGAUCCCACGCCGUCAUUAUUCUCAACAACAGCUCCGAAUGUCCCACGUGUCGCCGCGAUGGGUCCUUCAUUCCCAGUGCAGGUGUCGAAAGGGCCGCCGACACCGACUGAAGUGAAGAACGAAGAAGACAAGAAGUCCAACCUUCCCUUCACGCCGCCUAAACCUGUGGCCUCCACAGAGCGUAUCACUCCUCUUCUCAGCUUGCAGACGUCACGGAUACCGACUUUGGCCCGCCAGGUGCUAUCGGGACCUGUAUAUUCCCGCGUAACGCGCCUGACACAUCCGCCUGUUCUGCAACGCGGCACCCAGCGGCUCGUAUAUGGGCCUGGGGUCAGCGCACCGUGGAACACCAAUGCGCCGCCAACACCACCUGCCCCGCCGAAUGCGGGAAAGGGGAAGGAGGGCGUGAACGGCGUGUCGAAGGAUGCAGAAACGCCUUCAAAGCCGCUUCCGGACGCACGACUGUAUGCCACGUGGGACUACGAGCAGAAGCGGUUCCACGAGCCUCUCAUCGUGCGGAGGGGUAGAGGGAGUGUACAGGCGGGGGUGAACAUGCCGCCUCUAAGGAGCAGAGGCGAGAGCAGGACGAGCUGAAUUUGGACGAGAGACAGACUGUUCAUUCGUGAUCGGAGCAUUGUUAUCGAUAUCAUUGCUGUUGU
This is a messenger RNA of Laetiporus sulphureus 93-53, 1736 nucleotides long. RefSeq lists its product as uncharacterized. Lineage: Eukaryota; Fungi; Basidiomycota; Agaricomycetes; Polyporales; Laetiporaceae. Gene Ontology annotation, molecular function: protein heterodimerization activity. The record is from RefSeq and is a predicted model, not a curated record. The transcript is spliced from 3 exons. The coding region runs from base 4 to 1671 and encodes 555 amino acids.